Molecule: messenger RNA, 507 nt
Organism: Gongylonema pulchrum
Lineage: Eukaryota; Metazoa; Nematoda; Chromadorea; Rhabditida; Gongylonematidae
Source: the annotation of a GenBank genome assembly
AUGCUGUGGUCGCUAAAGGUCCAUGAAGCAGUUGGGAGAUACUGGGCAGCACUGGCAUGUGAAUUUACGGAUUCAACAGUUUUGCCAAUGAAUAUUACCGAUCUUGCGCUAAGUUUGACGCGACUCUACGUGCCACAGAUCAAGAAAGCAUUGGAACAGCUCAGAGAGUACUGGGAUAUUCUGGAGCACGCCAGAACUCAGCUCAGCCAUUUUAUCAAGGCCUCAUCGGAUUUUCUCGAUCGGGCAAGGAGAUUUGAAGGUAUUAUUCAGCUUACACUGCAUGAAUAUGUCUUAAAUCCGUACGAGUUAAAUAUCAUCUCAUUGCUAAACGAUAGGCUCAUGGAAGUUGAACGCUGCUUCGUAAAUCCGCGUGGAAUGCCUGAACAACCUUCGCAACGGCACAUGCUGUUUAGCGUUAAUAGUAGCGAUGAAUAUUCUUCCAAAGUUAUGGGCAGUGUUCAUAAUGCUGUACGUUUUUUAGAAUUUCAAAUUGAACUUAAAGUUUAA